This is a messenger RNA of Bipolaris sorokiniana ND90Pr, 1708 nucleotides long. RefSeq lists its product as uncharacterized. The record is from RefSeq and is a predicted model, not a curated record. Gene Ontology annotation, cellular component: mRNA capping enzyme complex. Gene Ontology annotation, biological process: 7-methylguanosine mRNA capping. Gene Ontology annotation, molecular function: ATP binding; mRNA guanylyltransferase activity. The transcript has a single exon. The coding region runs from base 69 to 1349 and encodes 426 amino acids. Lineage: Eukaryota; Fungi; Ascomycota; Dothideomycetes; Pleosporales; Pleosporaceae.
CUUCUUAAUAACGCACACGCAAUACCCAAACCCGCGUAUUAUCACGAAAGCAUACUACAUUCUUCAAGAUGCCGGCCACGGGACCGUCACAUGCGCCCCCGCCACAGCUACCAGGCUUCCUCAUACCCAACCAUGAAGCGCAACCACUCAAACAAGCUGUCGCGGACCUUCUCGAACGCGACAAUGUACGCUUUCCAGGCGCCCAGCCCGUAUCAUUUGCACGCGAACAUAUUGCCGAGCUUCAGCGGAACGAAUACUUCAUGUGUGAGAAGACGGACGGCUUGCGCUGUCUUCUCUUCCUCCACUGGCAGGAGGGGCCAACGGGUGCCUUUGAGCCUUUGACCUUUCUGAUUGACCGCAAGAACAAUUACUACGAUGUGCGACCACCCUUUCGAAUACCGCAUUACAUGCAUCCAAACGAACCCGAGCCCUUUCUGUACGGCACGAUCCUGGACGGCGAACUAGUACAUGACCAGUAUCCAAACGAGUCUGCGCCGCGGUUGAAUUUCUACGUCUUUGAUUGUUUGGCAGUCAACGAGCAGAAUGUCACGGGGAGAACACUAGACAAGCGGUUAGGACGGUUGCACGAUUGGGUCAUCAAACCGUACGAAAUGUACCUGACGAGGACUUUUGGCAAGAACAUCCGACCAGAUGACCUCAAACCAUUUGCGCUCAAGGGCAAGAAGACCUAUGCAGCGUAUAAACUUGAGGACAUGUUCAGCAACAUACUGCCAAACCUCCGGCACGGCAACGAUGGCCUAAUCUUCACCUGUGUAUCCACACCAUAUCAGUUUGGCACAGAUCGACACAUUCUCAAAUGGAAGCCACCGCACGAGAACACAAUCGACUUCAAGCUCCGCCUCGGCGAGUUCCCCUUCAUUGACCCUGAAGACGGCGAAGAAGGCCUGAUUCCCGACUACGACGCAAUGCCGCGCCCCAUCGAACUCCUUGUCCAGCACAAUCAAAACAAGUACCAAGUAUUUGCCCAGCUUUCCCUCGCCCCAGCCGAGUGGGAAACGCUCAAAUCCCUCAACCAGCGUCUAGACGGCCGCAUAAUUGAGUGCUAUCGCACAGAUAAUGGGCAGUGGAAAUACAAGCAAGAAGCAGACGGCACGCCCCGCUGGCGCGAUGACAAGAAAGAUGCUAAUCACAUCAGCACGGUCAAUAGUGUGUUGGAGAGUAUUGAAGCGCCCGUCACGGAGAUGGACCUAUUGGCCAAUGCGGAGAAUAUCAAACGUGAGACGUAUCGUAUGCAGGGCAAGCUCGAUCAGUACCGGCCGUCGCAAGAUGCGGGCGAGCGCGAGGCCAAGAAGCGCAAGUUUAGCAAUUCAGGUGUGAAUGGACAUUGAGAUGAAGAUGACUUUGGCCGGUAGAGUUGGCACACGUUUGAUGUAUCUGGGAGAAAAACCGUAUUUCAGUUAUUGCUAUCAGCUGAAAAGCUUGUCUACAUCUAGCGGCGUCUGGAUUUGGCGUUUUCUGGUCAUUUUUUGGGGGGCACGCGUUGGAGCUGCGAACAUGAUACCCAAGCUCUGCUAGAUAGAUGAAGGGGCCACUUGAAUAGGAUUAUUCAUCUUUACAUUGUCCGCUUUUCCCAGAGAUAUUCAAGCUAUGUCGUUGCACUGGUGUCUCCGUAACUUUAAAUGAACCAAAGAAAGAUCUUGUGAACUUGUCAGUACCAAGUCUUUCGAUCAAGAAGAAAAAUGGCAUA